UAGUAAGUAAUCUCAUUAACGCAGAGAGAGACAUAAACAUAAACCAGUGUUUUUGUUGCGGUCGGUGUCUGGUCAGUCACUAUUCACUCUUGAGUCUUCACUUCUCUUUCUCUUCUCUAUCUGUCCCUUUCCGUUCCUUUUUCUCUCUGUCAUUUUCAGCUUAUUGUCUCUGUGUCUGCGGGGAAGGGACACCACACCACACCAUCUUCACCAACCCGUCGACGUUUAUCAUUCAGUCACUAUAAGUCAGUAAUUACUACUCUUGUGCUCGUGUGUUCAGUUGAAUUUCAAGGUGCUUCAUAGUUGCUGGGCUCGUUAACUUCCCAUCUUUAAAUGUCAUGCACCUAUACAAUGCUGGUUGUCCUAGUUCCAGAACAAAGAGGAAGAAAAAUUGAGAUGAUUACUUUUUUUUUUCUUUCACACUGACAGGUUUGUUGUCAACGACUGAGAUGAUUUUGCAUCAAUUCUCCUUUACUAGUAAGGGUACAUGAGAAAUAGGCAGUAAGAAAUUUGGCUUGUAUGUUUGAAUUGUCAUGCCUCUAACUGCCAUUUGCAGAAAACAUAAUUGCCUCCAUGAAAAAUAUGGUUCUUUUGGUGCGAUACGUUCCUCUUUUAUGAUCUAUAAUGUGGAACAGAAUAGUACUCUUCAGUGGAGAUUUGGAUGGCAUGAAUGAAUUUGCCAUUUUACAGACAAGAAUCAUAGAUUUGGCCCUGUAAUGCACAUAUGACAGCUGUUUAUUGCCAAAUGUUAAUUUGCACAAGUUAGUAGAUAUUUUCUGUCAUUUUUGUGUGUGUUUUGCAAGAUUCUCUAAAAGACAUGUCAUCAUGGUGGAAAAAGUCUUCAUCCAAAGAUGUAAAAAGGAAAGAAAAAAGGAAAAGUAUUAUUGAUACAAUACAAAGGAAAUUAAAUAGAUCAAGAGGGUCUAGGAGACAUCAUAGUCACACUAUCUCAGAGAAGGGAACCACAUUCCUUGUGCCUACAACCUCACCAUCACCCUCAACACAUGUCUCCCGCCUACAAAGUUUUGCAGAAAGACCUCUUGCUCAGCCACUCCCACUCCCAGGGACGCAUCGCCUCUCCACCAAUCGUGCAAAUUCUGGAACUAGUGUAACAUCAAAACCAGAAAGCACCAGGGGCUCGAAAUCAUCUCUAUAUUUCCCCUUACCGAAACCUGGUUGUGUUUUUAACGGGGGAGAACCUACAGAUGCUGAGGAAGAUAUUGGCACUGCAUCAAUUUCUAGCGGCAGCUCUAUUGAUAGUGAUGACCAAUGUGACUCACAUUUUCUUAGUCCUCUGGCAUCUGACUCUGAAAAUGGAAACCGAGCUACCGUUCACAGUACUGUCAGUGGGGUUCACAAGGAUCAGCCGCCCAUUACCAUCCCAAAAAACUCAAGGGUAUCCUCAAAACCAGCUCCUCAACUGUGCAAUCAUCAAAUUUUAUCUAACACACCCAAAGGGGCUUCUUUGCAUAUGCCGAAUCUGCAAAUAGCUUGUUCAGGUGGUUUAUGGAGUGCUCCAGACAGUUCAAUGUCAAGUCCUUCUAGAAGUCCACUGAGAACGUUUGGUUCCGAGCAAGUUUUGAACUCUGGAUUCUGUACAGGAAAGCCAUAUCCAGAUUUAGCUUCUGGACACUGCUCUAGUCCAGGUUCAGGCCAUAAUUCAGUUGGUGGGGAUCUGACAGUGCAGAUAUUCUGCCCACAGAACAGGUGUAGCCCUGAGUGUUCUCCAAUACCCAGUCCCGGAAUGAAAAGUCCCGGUUUCAGUUCCAGGAUACACAGCAGUGCUGUCUCCCCUCUUCAUCCACGUGCUGGAAGUGCUACAUUAGAAUCGCCCACAAGACGCCCUGAUGAUGUGAAACAACAGACUCACCGAUUACCUCUUCCUCCAAUAACAAUCCCUAAUUAUUGUCCAUUUUCUCCAACAUAUUCUGCAACUACUACUCCUUCAGCGCCUCGUAGUCCCAGCAUAGCAGAAAAUCUAACAAGCCCUGGCUCACGCUGGAAAAAGGGACAACUGCUUGGAAGGGGGACAUUUGGGCAUGUAUAUCUUGGUUUUAACAGUGAAAGUGGUGAGAUGUGUGCAAUGAAGGAGGUAACUCUUUUUUCAGAUGAUGCUAAAUCAAGGGAAAGUGCUCAACAACUUGGCCAAGAAAUUGCAUUGCUAAGUCAUCUGCGGCAUCCAAAUAUAGUCCAAUAUUAUGGAUCUGAGACGGUAGAUGACAAACUUUAUAUAUACUUGGAGUAUGUCUCUGGUGGGUCAAUCUAUAAGUUGCUUCAACAGUAUGGCCAGCUUAGUGAAAUUGUUAUUCGUAAUUAUACUCGGCAAAUUCUGUUAGGUCUUGCUUAUUUACAUGCUAAGAACACUGUUCAUAGAGACAUUAAAGCAGCAAACAUAUUGGUGGAUCCUAAUGGGAGGGUAAAAUUGGCAGAUUUUGGCAUGGCAAAGCAUAUAAGUGGGCAAUCCUGUCCAUUAUCUUUCAAAGGAAGUCCUUACUGGAUGGCACCUGAGGUGAUAAAAAAUUCAAAUGGUUGUAAUCUUGCUGUUGAUAUAUGGAGCCUUGGCUCUACCGUUUUUGAGAUGGCUACUACAAAACCUCCUUGGAGCCAAUACGAAGGGGUUGCGGCUAUGUUUAAGAUUGGAAACAGCAAGGACCUUCCUGCAAUGCCAGAUCAUCUAUCAGAAGAUGGAAAAGAUUUUAUCAGGCAAUGCUUGCAAAGGAAUCCAGUGCAUCGUCCCUCUGCUGCUCAACUUCUGCUGCAUCCAUUUGUUAAAAAAGCCACACUGGGAAGACCUAUUCUGUCUGCUGAUCCUUCAGAAGCAAAACCUGAUUUUGUGAAUGCUAUGAGAUCUCUGGCCAUUGGACCUGCAAAACAUAAUUUAGCCUUAGUUUCAGAAGCAGCUGGUACAUAUCUGUCUAGAAGCUCGAGAACUGGCUCAGGAUCAAGUGAAGCCCAUACACCAAGGAACAUUUCAUGUCCUGUGUCCCCUCCUGCUGGGAGCCCACUUUUGCCUCCUAGGUUACUGCAUGUGACUGGACGGCUGUCUCCAUCUCCCAUAUCUAGUCCUCACACUGCAUCAGGCUCAUCUACACCACUCACUGGUGGCAUUGGUGCAGUCCCUUUUCAUCAAACAAAGCAGCCAAUAUUCUCACAUGAAGGUGUCAAUGUGAUACAAAGACCUCAAAAUGCUCUUAAUUCAAAUGGAAGCACUGCUUAUCAGGAGCCAAAUUGUGACCCACUUUGGAGGAUUCUGAAAAGCACUUUUGCUUGCCCGGAUAUAGUUUCAUCCAACAAUGAUGCUCUUGGAAACCAUAAUAGAAGGGUUGGCCAGGGACUCCCAAGAGAAUUUUACGAUGGGAAGUCAUAUUUAGCGGAUGGUGUAUCGCAGCAGCUGUUAAAUGAUCAUGUAAGAAAAUUUCAUUCCUAGAUCUUAACCCCAGUGCUUCAAUGCUGAUAGCUCAUGGAGUAGAGUUAUAUAUAUAUACUCUUUGAAUGACUUGGAAGUAACAAACUCAUUUUGGAUUGCAUAGCGUAUAUAUUUCUUGGGUCCACAAAGAUGGUGCAAAAUCCUCAAUUUUAGAGUGGAUGCCCUUGGAUAUGAUAUAAAACUUUAGCCUCAGCCUUAUUAAAAACAUUUUUUAUUUUGGCAUUUUAGGAAAAUGUACAUUAACUUGGUUCGGUCACUAUGUUGUAUUUGAUCAUUCUAGCUGAAAAUAGUGGUGGCGCCAAAAGCCUAAGUGCACAAAAAACAAAGAUAUGUUCUACAGAUGGUUAGGAACCAAAUUGAAGUUGAAUUUAAGCAACAUUUUCCUCCCGUA
This is a messenger RNA of Glycine soja, 3818 nucleotides long. RefSeq names its product mitogen-activated protein kinase kinase kinase YODA-like. The transcript has 14 exons. The coding region runs from base 818 to 3427 and encodes 869 amino acids. Gene Ontology annotation, molecular function: ATP binding; protein kinase activity. Gene Ontology annotation, biological process: protein phosphorylation. The record is from RefSeq and is a predicted model, not a curated record. NCBI's taxonomy places the organism in Eukaryota, Viridiplantae, Streptophyta, Magnoliopsida, Fabales, Fabaceae.